CAUUACUUUCUUCAGUUAAUGGAUUGGAAGUUUAGCCUUUGGGUUAUUCUACACUUUGUGGAUGGGUAAUUAGCCAAGAUUUCAGUAUCAAUUUUUCUCAUGGGUUGUUCUUCAGUGGACAGAUGGAAAAAUGGGGUUUUUUGUUUUUUUUACUGCUCUGGAAUUUUAGCUCGUUUUUUUUAGCGAAAUGAUGACUUGUAUUACGGAUUCAGAGCCUUGGCGAUAUUCCCAAAACUAGGGUUUGCAAUGGGCUUUCUUUGGGUAAAACAAGGGUUAUCAAGAGGCUUUGAUGGGUAAAACAAGUGUUUCCGAGAGGUUUACUACUUUAAACACGGGUUUGUAAGAUUUAUUUUCGGGAGAGUUGCAGAGAUUUUUAUUGGCCAAACUAAGAGGUUGAAAGGGAUUUGGUUUAGUACACAAGUCGUUUGCAAGGAGUCUAGACGGUUGGCAAAAUAAGGGUCGGAAGAUAUUUUGUUUAUCACGCAAAGGGUUUGCAAGGGGCUUUGUUCGGCAAGCUAAGGGUUCGGAAGAUAUUUUUCUCUUGUUCAAAGGGUUCUUGAUUGGCAUAGUAAGGAUUUGAAGAUAUUUUGAUUACUGCACAAAGGGUUUGCAAGGAGUAUUUUUUGGUCAAUUAACGGGCUGGAAGAGAUUUUGUUUAAUGAACUCGGGGUUUGCAAGAGCUUUUUUGGCCAAACUAAGUGUUUGCUUUCUGAACUAAGAGUUUGCAAUAGGCUUCUCAUGAUCAAUUUAAGGAUUUGCAGGAGUUCAUGUUUGGCAAACCAAGGGCCUGCAAUGGGUUUUGCCUGCCAAUUCCAGACUCUGAUUAUUGACACAAUUGGCUGGUGCAUUUCAGUAGUUUUGAUCUUACCUGUCAUGAUGAGUUGCAGGUUGGUCAGUCAAACUCACAAGAACAUGUAAGAAGUUUUAAAGCUACCGAUGACAAAUCGGCCAGUGAAGUAAAAAACCAAGUAUAAAAUGCUGCUUAUAUUUUUUUUUGAAAAGUCAUAUCAAGAAACUUGGACUGUGGAAUCUACAAUUGCUUAAAGAAUGGUAUAUUUUUCAAAUUCUUGAAAAUCGUAAAUGAGGGUUUGAAAAAAGUUCUAUUUGACAAGAUCCUUUAAAUGUGGGCUUCUUUUUGGGCUUAAUUGAGAAUACAAGGGUAGUGCAACGUUUACGAAAGCUUGUAUUGCUGUAAGUUUGAGACAGUGAGGUCCCAUGUCUAGGUGGCACUUGAUAAUAUUUUAUGGUUCAAGGGAGCAUCAUCGCACAUUGAGAGUGGCAAAUGGACCAUUCAAACUCAUGAGAGAUUGGACAUUGAAUGAACAUCUUUUUAUGAGAGAUGGGUGAGUGAAGGUCUGAGUACCACACUGUUGAUCAAGAAAAUGAUAUUGAACAAUGAUAUGUAGUGGAGGAUGACCUUUUGUUUAAAGAAUAUAUAUUUGUGAAAGAAUUGAAAAGAUGAGAGUUUGUUAGAGUGAAAUUCCAAAGGGUGGGGCCAAUUUCAAGACUUGGGUUUUAAGAGAUUGGAACUUUGUCGAUGUUGCUGAAAUUGGGUAUGUUCAAAUAUUUUUGCUGAAUCAUAGAAAAGAUGAGUUUUAAAGGUUUUUGUUUGGCUAGUUUCCAAAACCAAGGGCUUGCAAGUGAGUGUGGUUGUUAAAUUUCAAUCAAUUUCAGACCAUGGGGGUUUUAUGAGUAUUGUUUGUGAAAAUAUGGCAAGGGGCCAAUUUCAGGCAUCGGUUUUAUUCUUAGGAAUGCCACUCGUUGGAAUUGGGUAUGCUUUGUUAUGUGUCAAAUUUCAACAGUUUCAGAAAAUGAGGGUUUCUUGGGUUUUUCUGCCAAAAUACUGCAUGGGGCCAAUUUCAGGAGUUGAUUUGCUCUUUUUGGAAUUGAGCAGAUAAGUUCUGCUAAAUGUCAAAUACAAAAGCUUCUGCGGUCUUCCAUUUUUUUAAUUCAAUUUCAUAAAGCGAGAGUUUGUAAGAAUUAUCUGGAAAUAAUUGAUUUGGCAAAUUAAAUGGAACAAUGGUUUGUAAGAGGCAUUAAUUAGCCAAAUUUCAAAAGUGGGGUUUUUUAAAGAGUUCUACUAGCCAAUUACAAAGCAUGAGCUCAAUUUCAGGACUCGAGUUCUAAUGCAACGUGAUGCUUGCUACGUUGGGAGAAAAUUUAAAAUACUAUGUUUGAAGAGUUUCAGAGAAUGAGGGAUUUUUAAGAAAUUUUGAUUACCUAAUUCCGGAAGAUGAGGGAAGAGUUGCAUAAAUUUAUUUUUACUGAAAAUGAAAGUUUGUAAGAGAUUAUAUGCUUGCUCAGAGUUUCACAAAGUGGGGGUUCUUUAGAGGUUUGAUUUGUCAAAUUACCAAAAACUGGUGGUUGUAAGAAUUUCCUUAUGCCAGAACAGGAGGGGGUUUGGAAGAGGUUUUAUUUUCAUAACUAAGGGCUUGUUGUAGGUUUUUAUUUUGAAAUUCCAAAAAAUGAGCCUAGGCUUCUUUCCUAGUUUCAUAGCAUUGAAUGAGGCUUUUUGUAACUUAAGAAAUUGGAUUGAUUUUAGUAUUCUUGGAAUUUUAUCAAUGCUUUGACAUUCUGGAAACUGAUGGUUUGCUAGUGAUUUGGAUUUGUCAAAUUCCAGACAAUGUAUUUGAAAUCAGAGAAGGUCAGCUUUAGGGAAAGUUGGGAAAUUCUAUCAGUUGUGAAAUUUGAACAGUUUUUCUAAAUUUAUGAUGUUUUUGAAAGACAAGUUGGAGAAACCUGACUUAUUUAACUCAAUAUUUGAGCGAAAGAGUUUAAAUUAUUCUAAACCUGAGAAAAUUGGUUACAUGAAAAAUUUGUAACUGUGUAUUUUGAUAUCUCAGUAAAAUUGAGAAAACGAGUCAACUUUUUGAAAAUUGAUUCUUUCGUGCUUCUAAUUUGACAGGCAGAUUUAAUAUUACUGCAAGCAUGAAAAUAGCUUUUAUCAAUUGUGGAAAGCUGGUUUUUUUAAGAUUAAUUGGAGGGAUAUGUUAAAAUUUCAUCCUGGCUGCCAGGUUGAGAGUUAAGAUGAUCGUCAGAAACUGGGCUUAAUUAAUUUCUUGGGAAUUUGGCUGUUAAAUUUGAGAUAGUUGAUUAAAAUUUAAUUGUGCUAUCAAAAUCUGAAUAAAAGCUUUUCAUAACUGCCUAAUUGGAGACAUGUGGUAUGGGAAAUCUUUGACCAUGGAGAAGAUGGUUCUUAAUAUUUCCUUAUGAAAAUCUAGUUGGUGGAUGUGAGCAAUCUUCAUGAGAAGGCAGUGAGAUUUGACAAACUUGGGAUUUUAAUGUUUUGUGGUUGCUAUUUAUGGGCGUUUGGCCUUGGGUGUAAGGAAUGGUGUAUAAACCAUGUGCUACAAGAAAUUAUAAGGGAAUCCGUAUUCUGGUUUGCUGAUUUCUAGUGUUCUUUACAUCAAACUUGCCCCUAAAACAAAAGCUACAAGAAAUGGUCCAAUUUUUUGGAAUGUAUUUACUGAUUAUGUCAAGGACUCAAAUUGCGCACAGGAUGCUCUACACAUAGUAUGUGCUCAUGAUUGAAAUACAACUUCUAUCAAUCAGAGAUUCAAUAGUAUUGCUUUUGGGCUUUUGGUUUUUAACUGUUUUUGUGGCAUGCUCAAGUUUUAACUAUUGCUGAAAGGACAAACUGUAGGAAGUAAGUUUGUUAUUAGGAAAAAGGAAAACUGUGCAGUUUUUACAAGUAUUGCUGAAAGGACAAGCUGUAAGAAGUACCGCGUUUCAAGAAAAAAAGAAAAUCAACAAAAGUUUUAUAUUAUAGUUUGAUAAGUUUAGAUUUCUAUCUGUUGAGGUAGCUGACAUGAGUUUGCUUUCCAUUUUGAGUAUUAGGAUUUUAUCAUGAAAUGCCUUCUCAUGAGGGCAUCCUAUUAGCUUCUCUGUUAAUUCUAUUAAAUUGCUUGUAGACAGGAUUGGAAAGAGAAAUUCUAGUGGCAGCAAUUGACUAUAAAGUCCCAUUGAUAUCUGGGUAGGAGUACAUGAGUUAGAAUUAUGAUUUUUGCAUAGUAAUGGACCAUCAACUAUUGUUACCGUAUUAUAUGUUUUCAUGUGUGUUUUAUAUUAAAAAUUGCUAGAACACUGUUUAGGUGAAGAUCAUGUGAUUUAGAAAUCUGGUAAUUUCUAAGUAUAGGGCAGGUUGUCUAGGUCAUGUGAAUAAAUGGUGAGAGGUACUAGUUUAAAACCAAACUGCUUGUGAGCCCCAAUGUUCUUAAAAUACAAUAUGAUUUUGCCGCUUUAUAGCAGAAAAUGCAGUUGUCUGAUCUAUAGGGUCUCACUAAAACAUGAAUAAUAAAUGAUCAACUUGUUGUCUAGCAAAAUAUUAUGGAUUUGUAGUCAAUACAAUACGUCUCUGGAGCUGCAAAUACCUUAUAAAGCCUUUAAAAUUUUCCUUUAUAAGAGUAAGUUCAAUUUGUAAUUUCGAUGUCAGAUAUUGACGCAUGCAGGAAAGUAUGUUGCAGUAGAUCAAUCAAGUACCAAAAUGUGAAGCAGGCACACUCACAUGUCUUUCCAGUGUUUCUGGGAUUCAGUUGGUCUGAUAAAGUGUAAACUUUUGCAGAUGGGAAUGACAAUUCAGAACAGAUGUUGUCAUACAUACGGGAAGUUAUAAUCCCAAAUAAUGCUACUACAUAGAGGAGACUGAAGAUUUGAGGAAAUUAAAUAAAUUGGAAGGUUGAAAAGCAUAUUGAAUUUUAAAAUUCUAAAUGUAGGUUGACAUUACAAGUACUACAAAUUCAGAGUGGAAAUAUGGAUGUGUCGUGGUGAUUUCAGCGUAUGUUAAUCUGAUUAACAGAGUACAUCACAUUAUUUGGGUUAGUUGUAAAUGUUGUUGUAUGGUGGCGCUGAGUUGCUAAGAUUUGGGGUAACAAAUGUGUAUCAAAUGGAUAUGAGAUUUUGAUUUUAGUGUGUCAUUAUGCGAAAGGAACAGGAGAAUUCCACGGGUUAUAGCUUUUGGAAACAUAGAAGAGUUUUUGCCUGUUGCACAGGAGGCUGGGAAAUCAGAUGAUUAGAUACUUGGAUGAAUGAAAUAUACUAGGCCUUAUAUAUGUUUGUUUUAUUAUUUGCUGGAUCAUUACAACCUUUGUUUCAGUAAAUUGUUCAUAAUACUUGGGAUCGAGUGAAAUGGGAUAACUAGUUGUAGAGUUCUCUUUUAAGGUUUAUCUUAACUUCAUAAUUACAUGCCAAAAUUGCAUGAUGCUGGAUGAAGUUAUGGCUGUUCUGAAAUUUUCUAGAGCAGCUGAUAGAUGCUAUGAUUUGGCCAUUUUUAACUGACAGGACUUCAACUCCUGAUGUCUCGCGGAAUAGAUGCAUUGUAGCAGUGGAGCAAUGAUAUGACAGAUGUUGUCUGGUUUUUGAAGAUGUGGUGUGUUUCUCUUAGUGCUACUCGGAUGCAUCAGAGUUGUAGUAGCGGAGGUUGGAGAGUUAUUAGAAGUAAAGGUAGGAACAGUUUUGUUAAAUUUGAUCAUCAAAGCUCCAGUGCACUACAAAAUCCAUUCCACAAAGAAUUACCAGAGGUUGAUAUCAAUUAUAUCAAUAGGCUUGAACAGUGCCUGAAAGCAUUUUGUUAAUUCCUGUUAUUACUCAAGGCCUCUUUUUAAAAUUUAAAGCUUUCCCAAAGUUUCUUCCCUCCUACUCAUGGCAGACAAUUUUUACAGAAUAGUCACCAGGAAUGAUGAGGACAGUACCAUUUCUGAGUAAUUCUGGCUUUGAUUGACUGCAUGCUUGAUUAUUGUGAAUUUUGGUGCACUUAAACUGGAUGAUAUGGAUGCAAAACUAUCUUAAGGAGAGGUUCCUCUAAUAAGGUGUUAUUUGGGUAUUACGAUUUGUACAUUCAAAAGAACACUACAAAAUGCAGAUUCAUUGCUUGAAAUUUUGAUUUGGUUGACAAGUCCUGUGCUUUGAGGCAUUAGGCAAUUUAGAAGUUUAGAAAAUUCAAAGGUGUGGUUAAGAAUACUUGACACUUUGAUGUUUCAUCUAUGUUUCAAAAAUGGGAGAAAUGGUUGAGUGGAAUCAAAGGCAGUGGCUACCUGAAUGAAAUAAUAAGAAAACAAAAAGUGGAUAUAACGUGGGUUCUGAGAAUGCAAAAUAGCCUAUUGAUUGCAUGCAUGGCUUGAGUCCUACCUGAUGGUAAGAAUACAAUUUCUGGGUUAAGAAUGCUAGAUCGUCUUAUCAAUUGUGCCAAUGGUUUGAGUAGGAUGAUGCAUCAUCAAUGUAUUCAGGAAGGGAAAUUGAACUGGAACAGGAUAUAACAUGAAAGGUUACAAGGUACCAGUUCCAAAUGGAUCUGUUUCACCAAUGCGUCCAAGGAAGCCAGAGCAAUAUGGACAUGAUUAUGAUCGCAAUGGCCGUGACUUCGAUCGUGGGGGUCGCAACAUCGAUCGCGGUGGUCGUGACUUUGAUCAUGUUGGUCGUGAAUUUCAUCGUGGUGAUCGUGAGUUCAAUCGUGGUGCACGUGACUUUGAUCGUGGGCCUCGUGACUUUGACCGUGAUUUUGAUCACAGUGGCCCUUCUCGUGGUCGAGGUUUUAGGGGUGGCCGGGGUCGUGGCAGAUUUCGAGAUAGAUCUCCCCCUUUUGGUAUGGGAAGAGGCAGGCCUCCUCUUGGAAGAGGGUUUAGUGGACCUGGAUAUGAUGGUCCUGAGCCCUUCCGUGGAGAAAGUGCUGGAAGAAACAAUCCAAAUGUAGCUCCGAGAGAAGGAGAUUGGAUAUGCUCUGAACCAACCUGUGGAAAUCUCAACUUUGCAAGGAGAACACAUUGUAACAAUUGCAAUAAACCUCGGAGGGAUGUAGCACCAUUUAGUCUUGGAGUUGGUAGUCCCACUAGAGGUUAUCAAGGGCCUUUACCUCCACCGCUCAUUGAUGGUCCACCAAUGGGCCGUGGUAUGGGGAGAGGUGGUAAUGGAUUUGGACCGCCACCUGUACGCUGGGGCAGAGGUGGUCCUAGAGAAUUUGACCAAGGUGCACCUCCAAGACCAGCAGAAAGGUUCUCAGACUUCCGUUCAGGAAGGGACAUUCGAGACAGACCAGAGUUCCGUGAACAUGAUGACUUUGCAGAGAGGGGUAAGUUUGAUAGGGCACCACCUGUGGAUUGGGGGUUUCCACUUGGUUCUAGAGACAGGGAAAGAGAUGACAGGUUUCAUGACAAGAGAGGUCCACAGGAUACAAGGAGUGAUCGGCAUCCUCCCUCACCACCUCCACGUAGUCGCUGGGGAAGGGAUGCAAGGGACCGAAGUAGGUCUCCUAUUAGAAGUGCACCAAAAGAUUAUUACAGAGAACCCUAUGUGGGUCAAAGAAGAGAUGAUAAACGAGGGGGACGGAGGGAUCGACUGGAUGAUACAUACUAGGUAUAUUUGACUGAGCUGCAAACAAAUCAAAACUGUACUUUAUUAGAGUGCCAGCAGACAAGAGUCCAAAUGUUACUUUUAAGGAUGCAUGUGGAGCCUUCUUGUUAGCAUGUAUUUGACAAUGAUACAGCCAUUUGCCCAGCAUGUUGCUGGGUGUCUGGUAUUCACAUCAUAUUGUUGUAUUUUAAUCACUAUGCUUUUUUUGGAUAUUCAUUACAUUGUACUUAUCUUUGUUCGCCCAGGAUAACUGGCGCCUUCUGUCAUGCAAAUAAAAAGAAUUGUCAGUUGGUUUUUGUUA
This is a messenger RNA of Cryptomeria japonica (Japanese cedar), 7642 nucleotides long. RefSeq lists its product as uncharacterized. Gene Ontology annotation, cellular component: nucleus. Gene Ontology annotation, biological process: regulation of DNA-templated transcription. The record is from RefSeq and is a predicted model, not a curated record. Bases 6253 to 7344 code for a protein of 363 amino acids. The transcript is spliced from 3 exons. Gene Ontology annotation, molecular function: RNA binding; transcription coregulator activity. Lineage: Eukaryota; Viridiplantae; Streptophyta; Pinopsida; Cupressales; Cupressaceae.